Thunnus maccoyii (southern bluefin tuna) is the source of this 4091-nucleotide messenger RNA. It is a transcript of the gene dcp1a, whose product is annotated as decapping mRNA 1A. The coding region runs from base 34 to 1539 and encodes 501 amino acids. Gene Ontology annotation, biological process: positive regulation of catalytic activity; deadenylation-dependent decapping of nuclear-transcribed mRNA; deadenylation-independent decapping of nuclear-transcribed mRNA. NCBI's taxonomy places the organism in Eukaryota, Metazoa, Chordata, Actinopteri, Scombriformes, Scombridae. The record is from RefSeq and is a predicted model, not a curated record. Gene Ontology annotation, cellular component: P-body. The transcript is spliced from 9 exons. Gene Ontology annotation, molecular function: mRNA binding; enzyme activator activity.
UCUGUCCGUGCGGGAGCAACAAUCACAUCCAAGAUGGAGACCGCAAACGCAGGACAUAUGAUGAGCUUAGCAGCUCUGCAGAGACAAGACCCGUAUAUAAACAAGCUGCUCGAUGUGACCGGUCAGGUGGCUCUGUACAACUUCAACUCUAAAGCCAACGAAUGGGAGAAGACCGAAAUUGAGGGCACCCUGUUUGUUUAUACGAGGUCUGCCUCCCCUCACCACGGCUUCACCAUCAUGAACCGACUGAGCACAGAGAACCUGGUGGAGCCGAUCAACAAAGACCUGGAGUUCCAGCUGCAGGAUCCUUUCCUGCUCUACAGGAACGGCAACUUGGGUAUCUACAGUAUUUGGUUCUAUGACAAGCGAGACUGUCAACGCAUCGCUCAGCUGAUGGUCAAGAUUGUGAAACAGGAAGCGGAUCAUGCCCAGAGAGAAUCACCAGAGAGGGCAGAGCCGAGGAGGACCAAUGGUACUGCAGAUCCACGACCGAUGGACAUCCUAGAACUGCUCAGCAAAGCCAAGGAGGAAUACCAGAGAGCUCAGGCAGGUGAUUCAGACGUGUCUACUGAGCCAAAUGUGAAAGCAGCUACAGAUCAUCCCCACAGCACACUGCAGCCUGAAAAGAGCACUCACACCGUUGUGAAGCAGAUCACAGUUGAGGAGCUCUUUGGCUCGUCCAUCCCUAAGGACGCCUCUCUACCCGCCAUGCCAGCACAAAACACCAGCGCUCCCAGUGACCCCUCCACUGCCUUCCUCAAGAACCAGCCAUAUCCCACUCCAGCCCACCAAAACCCUCUCCUCCCACCCCAUCUUACAGCCCCGGACCCGGGGUCAAACCAGCGGCACCAAGCCCACGGCCUGCUCCCGGCUCCUUACACGCUACACCCCAGCCCUGUUUUCCAGUCAGUGGGCCCCAGAUCAGACCCCCAACCUCUGUGCUCAGUCUCCCCUCUCAUGAUGCCUCAAGCUGGCUCAGAGACUCGUGCUGCCCCCCCUGGUCCUGCAGCGCCGUCAGCAGCUCCUACGGCCUAUUUGGGACAGGAGAUACUCAGCACGCUCAAACCGCCAGUGCAGUCAGUGAACUCGGACAUCCACAAACCCAUCCUCGCACCCAACUUCCUGCCAAGCACGCUGGUCCCACCCCACAGCUUCCAGGAGCACAUGGCGAAACCGCUUCUCCAGCACGGCAAGGAGAUGGAUGUUUUCUCUCAAGCUCCAAGCCUGAUCAAACCAAUCUCUGCUGUCCCCAUGAGUCCAGGUCUUGCUGUUCCACGGUCGGACACUUCUGUGCUUCUCUCCCCCAGCGCCUUCCAGCAAUCAGUCAGUAAAGCAGCAGCAUCAGUGGUCCCUCCUGCCCCCUCUGAGCUCUCCUCCACCUCCGUAGGAGCUGUAGAGCCUCCACAAGCCCCCUGCAGCAAAACACAGCUACAGGAGACUCUGAUACACCUCAUUAAGAACGACCCAGACUUCCUCGGUACCAUUCACGACGCUUACCUGCAGAGUCUGUCCAAGGACUUCAGCAACAUGAAGCUAUAGUCCUACUUCAGACAUCACCGCUGUAACGUUCAGAGCUACGACCAACCCCUUUACAACCUGUGAGGAGACCAGAAGAUAAUGAGUUAAAAGAAGUGCAUCAAACAGGUUUUUGACGCACUGUAAACCACAACUCUUCAAAACGAGUCUGUUCUAAGGGAUAUUAUAGCAUGCAGCGCUCCAUUUAACCUUCUGUUCCUGACUCAGAACUUGUUUUUUGAGUCCUCACUUGGACUCUGAUGCUGUCCUAAUCGCGUUAAAACUUGGAUCGACUUUUUGUCUACACGUCAAACCAGAACUACUGAGGGAGAGUAGGAUGAGAUAAAACAUCCCAGUGCGGCCUUGAGGGUUUCUUUUGUUUGUUUUUUUAACUUUAUAAAUAUUGUAAAGCCCACGGCUUCACACUGGUACAGAUUACCUGUCGCUGGUUUAAUUCGUGGAGGACAAGACCACAGUGGAGCUUCGACAACCUCAAAUCACAGAUAAUUUUGCAAACACACACUCUGCUUCUCUUACUCAUCUCACGUCUUUGGAGUUCUCGCAGUGCGAGAGUGAGAACACACUUCACACUCUAGCUGCUUAUUAAGACAAAGACCUCCGAACUGUUUCAGGGGUCUUUGCAGACAAACUGUCCCACUGUGUGGCAUUAAAAAGGACUACUUGUUCUCCUAAUUUCACUUAUUGAACCCUCUCCCUCAAAGUGAUGCUGACACUUGUAUAGUUUUAGUAAUGAUACAGACGCACUGAACACAGUUUUUCGUUACAGUUACUUUUGUGGCAUUUUGUGUUUGUCAGUGUCUGUUAACGAGGAGGACUUUUUUUCUUUCAACUCCUGUCCAAGGACGACACAAAAUGUUUGGAGAAGCACUUGCAGCUAAGAGCUCAAACUUUUUUUUUUUUUAACGUUACUUUGCAGACUGCCAUGUGUUCAUAGAGGCACACCGACAAACGCACCAACCAGUUCCUUUGCUGUCAUUCCUUUGUCCACCCUCGUCCGUCUUUCAGCUCCCCCCCACCAGCUGAGCUCACAGAACUUGUUCUCAGAGGGGAACGUACGAUAGACAACAGCUGCGGUGCCUUUAGGGAAACCAGUAUUUUGGGAUAUUUUAGGAUGGUACAACAGAGCUUAGUUUAUCCAAACCUGUGGGUUCUGCAGCUGAUCUAUAAUUUGGGUAAAAUGAGCAGAAACACACAAAAAAACUGUUUACAUUUACCCUUUGAUAUUAAAUUGAUUGAAAAAAAAAACCCCAAGAGGAACAGAUCUACUUUUGACAUUUUCAGUCCAUUUUAAACCAGUUAAUUCCGUUGAUACCAGUAAUCCAAACUAAAAAUAUAAACUACCUCCAUUCCAGUAUCAGUUUAUUUUACGAAGCCACAGUUAAGUCUUCAGUCACAAAGACUUAAAGAAGAAAACUUUUGGUAAUUUGGCUUUUUUGCAGUAAAAGGCUACUGCAGCACAGAACCGUUGACCCUGCAGACUGCAGCGGGGACAGGAAGUGACACACCUGUCUCAUCAUCAUGUGCAAUGCUGAGUGGAAAGUGACGCUUAAAGAAAAAAAGAUUUAGAAAGGAGAUAAAAAAGAGAAAUACUAUGUGGCAUAUGUGCAUUUUCUAACCACACAGCAGGUUACUAAUAGGUUUCAUUUACCUUGUUAGAAACAACACAACACAUGUAAAACCAUGAAAACAGUCGAAAAAUAACGUAAAAGCAUGAAAUUUUAGGUUGUAAGGUUUUUGUAACAAACGGUAAAGUGAUAUUUGUCAGUAGUCGGCUUGUGGAUGAUCAGGCUACUUUUUCACACAAGUUAGCGCUCAGAUGUCUGUAGUUCUCUGGAGAAUCGAUAAAACACGUCAGCGCAGAUGGAAACUUUAGUCAUAGACGUUAAUGGUUUUUUUUAUUUUGCAAACAACAUUUCAGAGAUUAUGGCUGAUUUCAAAUUUUUUAUGUCACUUACGGAACAUGUAAAAAAAAAAAAAAUCGUGUAAUCAAAAAUGUUUUACAUUGCGAUAAUAACCGUGUGAGUGAUAUGAAUUUCUGCAUAAGUCCUCACUGACACCACACCUGUGUCUGAUCCUGCUAUAUGAAUGUAUUUGAUGUUUACUCGCAGUAUGUAUGUGCCAGUCUUCUGUGUGCUGCGUAUUUAAGUUGAGCUCAGAUACACAUGCCUUCAGAACCAACUGUUACUUAUGAUGAUGGUUUGUUUUUUUUUUAAAUCGGCAGAAUUUAUAUAAGACAUUGGAAGUAUCCGCAGUAAUUUGUACACUUCGUCGCCCUGUCAUAAUUCAUUUUGCCAACACUUCUGGUAUGUGUUGGCUGAAUAAACGCACACAGGAAGAAAUGAUUGGAAUGUAGAGAUUGUUUUUAAUCCCGGUCUCAUAUUUAAGAUUUUUAGGUUAUUUUUCGCUUCGGUAUAAUUUAUCUUAUUGGCCAGAGGUAUGAUUUUUUUGCUCAAUGUUUUUGGUAAAGUCUUUGCAAAUUCAUUUUCUAAGAUUGUUGUCAUUAUGCGGAAUUUGGUUUAUUUUGACUAUUUUGUGAUAUUAAAGAUUUGAAAAUA